This is a messenger RNA of Benincasa hispida (wax gourd), 1186 nucleotides long. The record is from RefSeq and is a predicted model, not a curated record. Lineage: Eukaryota; Viridiplantae; Streptophyta; Magnoliopsida; Cucurbitales; Cucurbitaceae.
UUCCCUUCCCUUCUCCCUUCUCUCUCCUCCCCCCCCCCAUCUCUCCGCCCUCUCUCCCUCUCCUCCGCCGCCUUCUUUUCUCUCUCUCCGCCGUCCACAACAUCUCCGAUUUCGUUCCAUUAAUAUAUAGAUGCUGGAAACCUUAUCUUUAACGCUUGAGAUUGAUGUCUCCGGUUCUCAGUGAAAUCCUCCGUUCCGGUUUCAUCAUAAGCUCUUCCCUCCGCCGCCGUACCCAUUUAGUUCAAUCUUUCUCCGUCGUAUUCCUCCACUGGUUCUACGUCUUCUCAUGAACCAUUUCCCUCGCAUUCCCAUUUUAGUAUAUCAUUAAUUUUACGCUCUUCCUUUAUAUUCCCAAAACUCAAAAUCAAAAUCAAAUUCCCCUGAAUUUAGCUUCUGGGGUUUUCUUAUCAACUGUAAAUACAUAAAUCUCUCUCUCUCUCUCUCUCUCUCUCUAUAUAUAUAUAUAUAAAAUAGUAAUUAUAGUGUUGUUUUUUUUUUCUUUAUGAUUAUGGAUUGUUCUAGUGGGAAUUCUUCAGGUUCAUUAUCUGAUCAGGUUGUGCUUCAGAAUCAGAGCUCUGGUUCUGAAGCAGAGCUGAAGCAAUUGAUGGACCAAAGAAAAAGAAAAAGAAUGCAAUCGAAUAGGGAAUCGGCGAGGAGAUCGAGGAUGCGAAAACAGCAGCACUUGGAUGGAUUAAUGGCGCAAGUAAGUCAGCUCAGAGAUAACAAAAAUCAAAUGAUUUCAAGAAUUCAUCUCACAACUCAACUCUUUCUCAACAUUGAAGCAGAGAACUCUGUUUUGAAAGCUCAGAUUCUGGAACUUACUCAUAGAUUAGAGUCCUUAAACCAGAUCUUAUCUCAUAUCAACAACAAUGAUGAUGAUGAACAACAACAACAAAAUAAUUUUCUUCAAAACUUUUGUGACAACUUUGAUGAUUUUGAUCUUAACCCAUUGUUCAUCAACUCCUUCUUCCUCACUCAACAUCAACAACAACAACCCAUUAUGGCUUCUGCUCAUCAUCACCUGCUUCAUUACUGAUUCAUUUAAGUGAGGCUUUUAAUCUUAAAUCUAAUCUCUUUUAUGCUUUUGUGUUGAUGAGAUUAGAUUGGUUAAUCCUCGGAAAAUUUCAAGUGUAAAAUAUUAAUAUAUUAGUUUUAAUUUUGGGGGGGUUGGGUAGGUAAAAGGAAA